ACCCGAGCGGCCGACUAUAUACUCAAUAUAUAUGUACAAGACUUCAAACCAUAUAAAAAUACAGAUACAGCGGACUUCACAUUUUGCAAAGCACAUAGCAAAGUACUUAGUAGACGAGAUGGUUACGGGAUGGAUCAACUGCCAGGUGAUUGGUCAGUCACGACGAAUGACUACCUACCAUACAAUACACGACAGUGCGGGAACUUGGAAGAACUUACGUCUGCCAUUAAGAACGGUGAACGUGUUUGGUUGAAUGAUAGUCUACAAGAUGCGCCAGAUAUGGUUAAAGCAGUUGAAUCGUCCUAUUUCAAGCCUGCAAAUUGCGAUAUACCAUAUAUCCAGGAAAGAAGUGAUAUAUGCGGUAUACUCGCAAAAUAUUCUAGCGUAGCCCUGUUGGGAGACUCAUUGACAAGGCAUCUCACCCAAGCACUUAUGAUUCAGAUGACUGAUGAUUACGUUGCCGGCGGUACAGUUGUUAAAACUUCGGCAGCACAACUGCAUUGUAAGUGUGAUGGCCUAUUCAGCGAGAAUGCAAUGUGUCGAGGUAGAAAUGCAAUAGAUCUCUACGACUUGUUCCAUGAAGUCUGUUCGGAUGUACAGCCACUGUCUCGGUUUGAUUUUAUGGGCGCAUCCGCUGAUGGACAUCCUCGGCGACGUGUCAAAGCUCACGCCGACCGUAUUGUCUGCCCAGACGAUGAUACAAGGCCAGUCUUGAUACAGUUGCAGGGCGGAUUGCACGUAAAAUCUAGCGCCAAGCGAACGAUUAGCGAGAUAAUUCAACCUCUCUUAGAAAAUCCGAAAUUUAAAAAGUGUCAAGAGAAGGGCAAAGUUCGUUUGAUAUGGCACGCAGGAUCUGCACAAUCCCGUGUAUUGGAUAAGAAGUAUCCACAUCAGAGUCGGGAGAACUAUCUCGAGUUCAACAAGAAGAUAGACGAAUAUCUGACUGAAAAUCAAGUUAAUGUAACUAUACUGGAUUGGUGGAAAUUGAGCGAAAAUGCCCAAAUGUCAGACGGUGUACAUUACUUGCAGGAUGUGAAUGUGAUGAAAUCGAAUCACUUUCUGACCGUUGCUUCCAUGCUUGCGUGAUGUUUUAAAGCUAGUAAUCGUCAAGCAUCAAUCAAUUUGCAACUUUUUUCUUCCACCUUGAGGUGGAUUAAGCUUCUUUCGUUCGCCUACCAAUGUCGCACAUCGCAACUCCGGUUUCACGGCGCUGCAUACAACCAGUAAGGGCUAAUCACGCAAUUAUUCUGCCCGAGUACCUGAGAGAGUAUAAUCGAUAUUACCAGGGGAUAAGGGCAGCUUGGAAAGUAGACAGCGGUCGUAUCGUCAAUGGAGGAAUUUAAACCGUGUUGAUCUGAAAAGUCGGAAAACAAUACAAUUUAUGCAUUCAUCUUUCAAACAGAUUUGGUAAAAUGAAUGCAUGCCAACCUAACACUACAGCUAUUGAUAGAAACAAGAGAGUACUACCUGCUCUAGAGCACAAUGAGGUUAAGUUGAAUUUGUAUAUGCUUAUUAUUAUCCUUAUACAACGAUUCGGAAUAGUCAAUUUAUGCCCUCAAUAUUAGAAUACAGAACAAGAAUAAAAAAAGGCAAUAUGCGAUCGAUGGAAUUGAGUCAUCAACAAAAU
Sphaeroforma arctica JP610 is the source of this 1627-nucleotide messenger RNA. RefSeq lists its product as hypothetical. NCBI's taxonomy places the organism in Eukaryota, Ichthyosporea, Ichthyophonida. The record is from RefSeq and is a predicted model, not a curated record. The transcript has a single exon. Bases 130 to 1086 code for a protein of 318 amino acids.